AUGAGUUUUGGUGGAGUGCAGGUGCAGACCCGCGCGACCGAGUGCAACUCAUUCUUUUACCUCCACUAUCACUCUGGUCGUUCUGCUCUGGUGGCGUACCGAGCUAACAACGAUCUUGCAUGCAUUCUGGUCGAACCUAUGUCUCAUCAUGGCGAUAAACCACUGCCGGCUCUUCCGUAUCGCGGAACGUUAACUGUCGAGUCGCGCUCGCACCUCCGUCGACUUGUGCUGUGCAUCCUCGAGGAAGAAGGGAUCACAUCUCAGCGGGAGACUUUCGCUGAUGUCCUGAAGAGGGCGCUACAGGAAUUAGGUGAAUGUAUCUCGACGGGAGGUUGGCUGACGGGCUUCAGACGUGCGCGAACCAUUCGAAGAAGAAACCCGAAUGAGAAUAGUGUUCGUCAGUCGCCUGAACGAGCAAUGAACCAGGAUGAGGAGAAGACAAAGAAUAAGCAAGGCAGACGCACAGAGUAUAUCGCCGACACUGAACUAGACACUAAAUCCAAGUAUUCCGAGUCUCAGGAUUCUUCUCAUUCUCUUCAGCACACACUCCCUACGGCUCUCGCUCAGCUUCGCGAGCUUGUCCAGUCGAAUUCUGCACAGUUGAUUCCAAAACCUUCCGCAAAGCAUUUGCUGCUUAUUGCUGAUGGCUAUAACUCGACCGGAGCCCUUGUUUCCGAAGAGGUUGAUUACGGUACAGCUGGUAUAAACUGCGCCUUCAUUCCUAGAGUCUUUGACAUCCCUUCGGAUACCGAUGUUGACGGAAGAGGUGGCUCUGUAGGCACGGUGCUAUGCGGUCUUAACGAAUGGGAUGUGCGCCUUUUUGAUAACUUUGGGAAGGACUCUGUGCAAAUUGUCGGCGGUACGUUUCGUAUCAAGGGUGCUGCUUCUGCUUUGCAACAUGCAGCAUUGUGCCGAGUCCUCCGAGUGUCGCUAUACGCAUAUUUAUCUCUACUUCUUGAGCAACAGCUAUUAUUGAAUUCACAUGUACAACUGCAUUUCCCCAGACCUUCGCUUUCGACGGCCGCAACGAUGCCGGAGCAUCCCCCACCACCGGAAGACUCCCGGAGACCGCAGCGAGAUGGCUCUAUGGCUGGCGGAAUAUGGUCGUAUUUCUCAAAGAAGACAGAGAGUCUCCUUCACCGUGCAGUAAAUGCCGGUCCGUCUCUGCGUCGUGGCUCUCUGGACCUCCCUCUCACGCGUACCCUGCAGCCUCCCGCACCAUCGUGCUCAAUAGAUGGUACGCGCGAGUGGCCGCGGCGAUUCUCGUUCAGGUCGCCCGUCUCCACUCGGAGGGUCGAUGACCACUCGGAGGGCGUCUCAAAGGACCGGCCAUUCCUCGCUGCGCUCAGACGUAUCGAGGAGUGGAGAGAUUUGCUGUCGACCACGCCCGAGGUGAUGCUGCCGCUGCCGAGCGUGCUUGUGGGACUCGUUGAGAAGGAGAACCAGGACCCCGGUCGUCGGUUGGCGGGCGACGAGAAAGCAGAGCUCAUGAGUGUGUUGGGCUGGGAGGGGAAGAAGAACUUGGGCAGGGCGAUGACGGGCUUGCCUGGGUUCGUUAGGCACCAAGGGAUAUCUGUGCUGUUCUCUACACACAUACCACUUCCACUCAUAGCGUCUUCGCCGUCUGCGCAAUUUGGCCCGGGCUCGUCGAUAUUUGCGCUCCCGUCUUGUGGGAAUCGCAAGAAAUGGGUGACAUAUCGGUAUUAUCGUCGGGGCCAUGGUGAGGUAGACGAGGCGCUUGGGGAGAUCAUCAGCAGCUUGUGUUCGACUGGGGAAGAGCCUUGCGACAAGCUCGGCUGUCACUUCAAGCGUGCUGAUCACGACUUACGAUGGAUGCAUGGUGGCAUCCGUAUUGUUGCGACUAUCACUUCGCCCAGCUCCUUAGAGGAUGGCUCCGUGGACAGAGAUAUGAUUACAAUGUGGGAGGCCUGCUCUGUCUGUGGCCGAAGCUCGUGCAAAGAACCAAUGCUUGAUGGUACAUUUUUGAUCUCGUUCGGAAAGUACCUAGAGCUGCUCAUAUAUUCGCCUGCCAUUUGUAUCCUUUCCCCAACGCUCUGCGAACACACCACGCCUCCUCCUCGACCAUGGACUGCGGAGGAUAGUCCACUGCCUCGCACACGAUUUAACAUUCACCGCAAGUUUGCAUACAAGUCGCGCAUAGUCACGUUUUCUCUAUCCGUGGUAGAGGAUGUUUUUGAGCUGUAUCUGCCUAGAUUGAAGAUCAUGCGACGGAAAGUGUCGAAUUCAGAGAAUGGGAAACACGACGUCUCCGACCCCGCAAUGGUCAUUCAUGCUGGACGACAGAACGAGGACGAGGACGGCCGACGUAUUUUGAGACGGGAAAUUAUGUCGUGGUGGCAAGGACUUUCUGAACACAUGGACAAAGUUGAGGAGUGGCUUGUUGCCGAUACGCAUGAUCACCCUACCAAGGCUCUCCCUCGUUUACCCUCGGAUGAUGAUGCCUAUGAUGACUUCGCCGAAGCCGAAUUGACGACUCCAAGACCCUCUACUAAGCGAUUGCCGUCCUCGUCCUCGAUAUCGUCGGCAUCUAUUUCCGCGAGUGGAACCGUCCAUGCAGAUCGGGGGUGUUCGCCAGAUUCUGUGAUAUCCACUAUUGGCACAUUCUCUUCGCAUGAGACGCGUUCCAUAGACUUGCUCGCUGGCCUUAGGCAUACCUUUCAGCGGGAGGAACAAGCACUAUAUGUGGAGCUGUCGAGAACGCCAACAACGUCGCUUAAUAACAUUCGCUGCUCGUUUUACACAGCCGCCCGUGGUGCAUCAAGGCGACUGUCCGCAUGGGAGGCAAAGCAUUCCUCACAGCUGCCCCCGCGUUCGAGCGCAAAUUGCUUGCCUAAUAUCUCCGAGCCCGAAUGGUGGAGGAGUGGCUGUCAUGCUGUCCCGGGCAGCAACGUAAUCGUUCGAGAAGACGACUGGGGGAGCAUCAUAGCGUUUACACUGAGCUCCGUGGAUUACCAUCGCGAAUUGGGCAAUAUGUCUACUGCCAAGCCUCGACAACCCACUCCGCCAGCUCCACCAUCCACUCCGCCCGCCCUUCGCCCUUCGUUCUUCAGUGCUGGAUCCUCCUUCAGAAAACUGCUUCCAGGGGCUACAUCACAGCCUGAUCCCGACCUGGAUGGCAUUGUAUGGCAGGAGCCGGAGACGUUCUCCGCGGUAAUCAGUCGCAAGGAGCAUCCUCGUGAUCCCUCGUCCUUAACGGCUCUGCGGGAGGUCUUGCGCCACAGGGCUAGCAUCGACCUCCAGGGCGCCCCGGGGGGCUCCAGGUUCAACAUGACCAGCUCUAGCACGAAACCCCAUCCAGUUCCGCCCUCCGCGCGAGCGAAGCCCGCGGUCGAGCUGUCCAUGCAGGCGGCAGAUGCGUGCAUGUGUGGGGCACCAGAGUCCGUCGAUAAGAUCUUGCACGAGCUGGAAGCACAUUCGAACUCGACGAAGAGCUCGGGGGCGAGCAGCCCCAGUUCGUCUGGUUUCGUAGAGACUUACAUCCGCCGGGGGAAGACGGCGUCCGUGAUAUCUACCGACAGUGAAGCUACCAUGGGAGCGGACACUAGUAGCGUGUCUGGAGAGAGCCGCGAUGUUGAACCACCCCCACUGCCAGCGAAGGAGCCUUCAACUUCAAAUGCGAGUCUUGCGAACAUACAUUCGCUUGAUGCGGCAGAGAUGCCCACAGAUCCCCCUUCUAUCAAUGGGUAUUCCAUCGCGGGCUCGCUCGCGAGUGCGAUGCGGUAUCUCCUCAAGCCGGGUGGGGCGCAACCUGCUGCAUCAGGGAAUUCACACCAUGGCUUGCUGUCAGCCGACUUCACCGCGAUCAACGACCGGCCGCAUAUCAAGUACGACUGGACGGUCGGUAAGCGGCUGAAGUUCAGCUGCACUGUGUACUUUGCAAAACAGUUUGAUGCGCUUCGGCGGAGAUGUGGCAUAGAGGAUGUCUUUCUCAAGAGCCUGACCAGAAGCGAGAACUGGGUGGCGGAUGGCGGGAAGAGCAGAUCAAAUUUCUGGAAAACUGCAGACGACCAGUUCAUCAUCAAGACGCUUGUGAACGCAUGGAACGUCGCCGAUCUCCAGGUGCUUCUCGAACUUGCGCCCUCAUAUUUCCGACACAUGGACGCCACAUCGACCAAACCAUCUGCUCUUGCGAAGUUGGUGGGGUUCUACACGGUGGAGAUCCGCAACCUGGAAAAUGGGACAACGCAAGCAAAGGCGGACCUGCUGGUCAUGGAAAAUCUGUUCUAUGGCCAGAAGAUCAGCAAGACAUUCGAUCUGAAGGGUAUACAAGGCCGAAAAGUUAAAGCCCCAGACUCGUCGUCAAAAACUUUCUUCGAUGGAGAGUGGAUUGAAGGUCAACACAGAGCGCUGACUCUCGUGCGCCCAUAUUCAAAAGUCGUCUUACAAGAGGCCAUCAAAGGCGAUUGCGACUUUCUCGCCCGGAGUAAUAUCAUGGAUUACUCGCUGCUGUUAGGCAUCAACGAUGAAACUAAGCAGAUUGUAUGCGGACUGGUCGAUACGAUAGGUGGAUAUACUGGCUCGGCUAGUGGAUUCUCUUCACUCAGACUCGUUUUAGGAAGCUACACGUUCGCCAAAACGCUAGAGUAUAAGGCGAAACAGGGUCUGAACUCAGGCAAAGAGGUGACCGUGGUUCCCCCGCAUGAGUACCAGGAGAGGUUCGUUGCCGCGAUGGACGAAUACUUUCUGGCUUGCCCAGACAAAUGGUCUCGUCCGCUCGAUGACAGCAAGAUUCCUCAUGAUAUCGAGCAAUUGCCGAAAGAAUUUGGGUUCGACGAGAGUCUCGGGCUGACGAAUCCCUUCUCUAUACCGAAGCAGGAUGACGACAGUUCUCCCCUCCUAUCCGCCCUGUUAUAA
Molecule: messenger RNA, 4875 nt
Organism: Fibroporia radiculosa
Lineage: Eukaryota; Fungi; Basidiomycota; Agaricomycetes; Polyporales; Fibroporiaceae
Exons: 10
Coding region: 1-4875 (1624 amino acids)
Biological process (GO): phosphatidylinositol phosphate biosynthetic process
Cellular component (GO): fungal-type vacuole membrane; endosome membrane
Molecular function (GO): 1-phosphatidylinositol-3-phosphate 5-kinase activity
Source: RefSeq, a predicted model, not a curated record